AUGAAAAAUAUCAACGACAGCGAUGUGCAGCGCAAGCCAACCAAGAGAGAAGGGAAGGAUAUUAGGGGCCACGCCAUCAUGCCCACACCCUCGUACCAGAAGCCGGUUUCUUUGUUCGCGACAAUAAAUGACUCGAAGGGUGAAGUAAAUCCAAAAAGUGCAAAGUCAUCGGUGUUGGAAGUAGACCAAGGGCAACCCCAUCUGGUAUAUGUCGAGCGCCUAAAACGCCAGCUGUGA
Messenger RNA from Colletotrichum lupini, 237 nucleotides. RefSeq lists its product as uncharacterized. Bases 1 to 237 code for a protein of 78 amino acids. NCBI's taxonomy places the organism in Eukaryota, Fungi, Ascomycota, Sordariomycetes, Glomerellales, Glomerellaceae. The transcript has 3 exons. The record is from RefSeq and is a predicted model, not a curated record.